CUAUAUAACAAAUAAUUUGAGGCCAGCCACUGGACCUAUGGCGUCGGCGUUAUCAUUACCAUUCUAAAGACUCAGAGAGGGUGGUGUUUGUUUUCAACUUUUCUUUUGGUGAUACGAAUAAAGCUCUGAAUUAUACUCAAACUACUGAAACCCCGUCAAUAUGCCACUUAGAGAGGGAUCUACGAGCUCACGGGGCUCAGUACCCACCAUCAUUACCAUAAACAAUGAGGAAGGCGCACUUGUUGAGGAAGCCUUAAUCAAAAAAUCUAAUGGUUUGCACAAAGACAAAAAUGCACUGUCUCCCCAGACAAAAAGGGCGGACGACAAGUACCUAACUCCUUCCAGCGCUUCUCAGAAACGGAAGUAUAGCAACUUGGAAUUAGCCGCAAAUUGGGACGACAAGACCAGUAUGUGUAUCCGCCGGGAGCGGACUCAGAUUACCAACUUCUGGUUCAAAUACCAGCAUCCCAAGUACGAAAUCCUGACCGUCAGACUAAAUCCCCUCACUACCUUCGCCUCCCUUUUCAUUAUCAUUAUGUUUAUCAUCUGGUGCAUUCUCCAACCAAACGAGGCGGAAAAGAUUUUCCUUAACUUAAAGCAGAGUAUUACUCAGAUAUUUACCUGGCUGUAUAUCGGAUCACAAGAUAUGCGGACUAUAUUCAUCAUUUGGCUUUACUUCAGCAAAUAUGGCCACAUGAAACUCGGUAAAGACGAAGACAAGCCAGAGUUUUCAGAUGCCGAGUGGUUUUCUAUGUUAUUCGCUUGUGGUAUUGGAAUAGGCCUCUUCUUUUUCAGCGUAUCAGAGCCUCUCCGUCAUUACACGAUCUCGGAUGUUCUACCAAACAACCGUUUCGUUAACGACGCCUUCUUGCCUGACAACACACUGGCACAGAUAGCCAUGAAUAUUACUUUUUAUCAUUGGGGUUUGCACGCAUGGGUUGUGUACUGCGUGGUUGGGAUUAUUUUGGCCUUUACCUCAUUUAGAUGGGACUUACCCUUGACCAUGAAAAGUUGCUUCUACCCUCUCAUCGGUGAACGAAUAUUCGGUUGGUUGGGAGACACUAUUGAUAUUCUGUCUAUUAUCACUACCAUAUUUGGAGUGUGCACUAGUCUUGGUUUAGGAGCUAUUCAAGUUAAUGCAGGACUAAACUUCUUGAUCCCGAGUAUUCCAGUCCACACCCGGGUCCAGAUGGGAAUUAUCUGGAGUAUCACCUUCUGUGCUACCAUCUCCGUAGUGAGCGGAUUGAGAAGGGGAAUCAGACGGAUAAGUCAAGCCAGUUUCAUGAUAGGGGUGUUCCUAAUGUUGGUUGUCAUGUUCCUCGACCAGCCUCAGUACAUCCUCAACCUCUUCAUUCAGUCGCUCGGAUACUACAUCCAAAACAUCAUCCAGCUUGGUACCCACACUGACGCCUUCGAACAAAUGAGCCCCAGUCACGGAUCUAUAGACAGGGGAAGAGUGGACUCCACCUCGGACGGAGAGAGCGAGUGGAUGAACGAGUGGACAGUGUUCUACUGGUCCUGGUGGAUAGCUUGGAGUCCUUUUGUGGGAGCUUUUAUUGCAAAGAUAUCACGUGGCAGGACCAUCAGAGAGUUCUUACAAGGUUCUCUCACCGCCCCAGUCCUGUUCUCGUUCUUCUGGAUCACUGUCUUCGGGGGUUCAGGGAUAAAGAUGGAACGUGUCGCUGCUCAACAUGGGCUCUGUUGUCCUAACUGGAACGUCGCGAAAGCUGAAAUUGCCAUGGGGGAUAAUCUAAUAUUGGGUGACAAAGAGCAAUGGGGUGAAUAUAUAUGCGCAGAAGGGGGUUGCAAUCCCUGCUCGACGGGAAUUAUCAACAAAACUGAAUUCGACUUUGCUGAUUUGAAAGACAAUAUAGACGGAACAAGAUUGUACGGAUCAACACUAAAGCUCAACAACCAGCAGAUAACGAGACUAUCUUGUCACGACAAGGAGGCUAUGUGGUUCCUGCUCAUGGCAUCCUACGGAGACAUCUACGGUACUGUUCUCUCGGUGGUAUCCAUGAUAGGACUGUUUUUGUACCUUCUAACUAGCAGUGACUCUGGGUCUCUUAUAAUCGACACUCUGGCUAGCAACGGUGAUAACGAACCACCAGUUUCACAGAGAAUAUUCUGGGCGAUGGUGGAAGGGGCCUGCGCAACCUCCCUCCUCGCAGCAGGCGGUGAGUCAGCUCUAGUGGCCAUCCAGACCGCUAGUAUAGUGGCUGCCUUCCCCUACACUCUCAUUCUUAAUAUAUUGUGUGUGUCGAUAUACGUGGCACUUACCAAGGACGCAAGGAUCGCGGAAGGGGGUGAGAAUUACGAGGACCCUGCCUUCUCUAUAGGUUUACUGGAUUUCGUCACCACAUGGCAGCCGAGGUUGAUGAAAGAGACGCUGAAGAACAUAUUCCUUGGACCGUACAACUGCGGCAAGUGUCUGGCUAGAAUCAACGGGAACGACCACGCUUUCGUGUGGCAGAUCACCCUUUCCAUCUUUCUGAUUGGGUUACCUGUCUUCUACGCGAUAGAGAUACAGUUCGGGAUACCAGGUAGUUCCUCCAUUGCCUGGACCUGCUACCUCGGCUUCGUGUUCUACGUCACUGGGGCACGAGUGCUUCUCAGAAUAGCCUGCAAAAUCCCUGGCAACUUGAUAGCAGAUUUCAUAAUCUGUCUGUUCCUGUGGCCGACAGUAAUCGUACAGAUGACUGAACACAUUGCUGGUGGUGCACUGAACAUCGUCAACAAAAGUCCGGAUCACGAUAGCUUAGACUCCAGAUUGGACAAGGGCAGCGUAGACUCCGAAUUGGACAACAUUGCCAAAGUUUACGCCGGCUUCGGAACUCAGAAUAAUGACGAUUCCAAAGUUUAGAUCAGAAAUGUUUUCUAAAGCUGCCACUGAACUUGGAGGACUUCGCCGCUUCGACGCGCCGCGCAAACUAGCAUUCUUGCUUCGCAAUCGUUGCUUUACAGAGCAACGAUCUGGAAGGGUUGACAUCGUCAAUCAACCACUGAACCGGCUGUAAUUUCAACUUUUAACGCUGGAGAGUGAAACUUGAACGCAUGUGGUUUAUCAGUAUUAUUUUAUGUGCGAUACUUUAUAUUUUAUGCGACAAAACUUAUCACCAAACGUUAGUUCAUGUCUGUUGCUACUUGUCUGACUGAGCUAAUCAAUUUUAUAAAGCACAUUUUCAUGUUUUAGUCCGGGUUUAACUCGGAUAUGUUAUGUACAAUCAGCAUGUUAAAAGAUAUCAUGUCGGAAAUCAAAGACUGUAUUAUGUCUGACUGAGAAAUGAGAAUACUUUACAUUUUAAGAUUCAUGUUUCUCGAAA
Bolinopsis microptera is the source of this 3323-nucleotide messenger RNA. RefSeq names its product trimethylamine transporter-like. Gene Ontology annotation, molecular function: transmembrane transporter activity. Gene Ontology annotation, cellular component: plasma membrane. Gene Ontology annotation, biological process: nitrogen compound transport. The record is from RefSeq and is a predicted model, not a curated record. Lineage: Eukaryota; Metazoa; Ctenophora; Tentaculata; Lobata; Bolinopsidae. The transcript is spliced from 18 exons. The coding region runs from base 161 to 2863 and encodes 900 amino acids.